GAAAUUUUCAUGGAACAUAUUAAUAACUGACAAUUGACAAGUAUGUCAAAGUCACUAACGUCAUCUCCAUGUCAAAGUAAGGGAGAAUGUCAAAAUAAUUAUUUAUAUGUGAAUUUUCUGGAGCUCCUCGUGCUGUAAGAUCGGUCGUAGAAAUGUUUAUAUUUAUUAUGAAAUAUCAGUUGACCCGUGCCUAAAAUCGAAGAGUUGCAACAAUGGCAAUUCAUUUUAGACAACUGGUUAAAUUCGCGAAUUUUUCGAGCUUGGUGGCUUCGAGAAGUAGCGGCUUUAAAUUUGAAAAAUGUCCUCAAGUUCAAAUUACUCAAACAAAUCAUCAGUAUUUACCAAAGGUAAUUAAGACUUUUGAUUAUGGUGAAAAUAAAGAGUUGGUUUUUCUAAAUAAAAAUAAUGUAAUGGACAAUAGAGAACAUGAAAACGAUUUAGUCACAAAGGAAAACAUAAAUAUAAUCGAUCACUUUACUGCAGAAGAAUUAAAUCGAGUGAAUUAUUCAGAUAUUAGCUCUUUACAAAGUGUAAAUUCCAGUUAUCAAUACACUGUGCCAAAGCAACAGCAAACUGCUCCCGAUAAUGUUUCAAACAAACCCAAUCCCGAGCAAUUAGCAAAAGUUUAUGAAACAUUAGCUAGCACUUUACCUACACUCUUUAUUAAACCAUUGGAUUACAAGAUAUAUCAUCCAAAUAUCGUAUUUGAAGAUCACAUUAGGAACAUCAGAACGGAAGGUCUGUACAAUUACGUCAAGCAAGUCGCUUUGUUACGAACAGUAGGCCAUUUAAAAUUUGCCUAUGUGAAAUUUGAGAUAUUAAAAAUCACUCAGCAUCCCGAGGACUCUACGAUAAAAGUUAGAUGGCAAAUUAGAGGAAUUUCCGCUUUGAGGGUAAUGCUGACAUUUUGGAAAUACAAACUGUGGAACCUGAAAGAAGUGUUUGAGAGAACAGAUAGUUGGUAUGAUGGAUUUUCUACCUUUUACGUUGGUUCGGAAGGUUCAGUUGUAAAGCAUGUGGCUGAUAAGAUGAUGCCAGAUUCGGACCGGGUGAGUGAUCCUGUACCAAAAUCGCUAGAAAAUGCCGCAAAAAUAGCCCUAAUAGUAGGAAUUAUUCCAAAGUUUUCAGACCUGAAUUCGAUAGUUUAAACGAUAAAUUUUAGCAUUCGCAAAUUAAAUAGCUAGCACUACACGAAUACUUCAGACGAUAAACGAAUGUAUUUAUUAGUUUAACAUUCUCCUUUGUUAAACGCAGGUGUUCAAUAUGCUAAAAGUACGUCUGUAUUUUAUUAUUGAAAGAUAACGUGAAGAGUUUAUCAAUUGUUUCUUACAUCAUUUAAUUAAAUGAGACCAAAAAAUCG
Messenger RNA from Phyllotreta striolata, 1360 nucleotides. The record is from the annotation of a GenBank genome assembly. NCBI's taxonomy places the organism in Eukaryota, Metazoa, Arthropoda, Insecta, Coleoptera, Chrysomelidae.